Acaulospora morrowiae is the source of this 582-nucleotide messenger RNA. The record is from the annotation of a GenBank genome assembly. NCBI's taxonomy places the organism in Eukaryota, Fungi, Glomeromycota, Glomeromycetes, Diversisporales, Acaulosporaceae.
AUGUCAGAAAGAAACUUAGUUGAAACGAUAGAAGAUAAAGAAAUAAUUAUUGAACAAUCGAUAAAUAAUAUUUGGAAAGCGACCAAGGGAAUGAUCUUAUCAAUUGCUUUUGACAAUUUAAAACGACAGGCUAUCACCACUUUAAAUAAUUAUGAUAUCGCUACCACAAAUCUUGAUGCACCGUCCGCAGUGCUUAUAAAUACUGCAGAUUUUAAUGAAAUUAGAAAGAUACUUCUUGGAUCAAAUGAAAAUGAGCCUAUUUUUAUCAGAGAUGCUUCGGAGGACGAAAGUGCUCAAGAAGAAACCACAAAACUAAUCAAACCAUUAAAUGGGAUACAAAUUUCGGAACUUGGUACUGCAGAAAUAACUAUCUCGCCACAUGCUAAAGAAAAAAUUCCAGAACCUAUUUCACAAUCCAUACUGCCGACUCAAAUUUUAGAACCUGAUGGUUCGCCCACACUGCCAACUCAUGCACUGACAUCAGAAUCUGUUGUAGAAAAAUUAGUCACGCCAUCAACACCGCCAAAUCAAAUAUGGACAUUAACAUCUAGCAUUACAUUAUUACCCACUCCGCAGUCCUAA